AUGCGCUACCAAGCCGAACUUGGGGAUGUCGACUUCAUCACCGGCGACUAUCUCGCCGAAGUCAACAUCGCUGAGAAUGCGCAAGCUCAUGCUGCCGGCACUCAUCCUGGCUGGGAGCAGACAGCGUGGGAGGGAAUUGAGCAGACCAUUGAUCUCUUGGCCGAGAAAAGGAUCAAAGUGGUCAUCAAUGGAGGUGCUCAUAAUCCCAGAGGUUUGGCAGAGAAGGUGCAAGAACUGGUCACGGGCAAGGGACUGGACCUGAAAGUUGCGUUUGUGCUUGGUGAUAACCUGAUCGAAGAGAUGAAAGAUAUCCGCGAGAAGGGACUACCGCCACACCUGGACUCCGAGAACAGCGAGGUCAUGGUCGCGGAGCAUACGCUGGACCUUAUUGAGAAGAGUGACAAGCCAAUCGUUAGCGCGAAUGCGUAUCUUGGUGCUCGCGAGAUCGUCAAGGGUCUUGAGCAGGGAGCCGAUAUUAUCAUCGCAGGUCGAGUCGCAGACGCCAGUCCGGUGAUCGGAGCGGCGUGGUACUGGUAUGGCUGGAACGACACCGACUAUGACGAGCUCGCUGGAGCUCUUAUCGCCGGUCAUUUAAUCGAGUGCAGUGGGUACGUGACUGGAUCGAACUUUGCGGGCUUCUACGAGUAUUCACUAGAAGACCUGUUCGACAUCACGUUUGGUAUCGCCGAGGUAGAGAAAGAUGGUACCUGCAUCAUCACGAAGCAUGAUGCGAAGAAAGGCUUCGUAACAGAGGACACUGUGAAGUGUCAGUUUCUAUACGAGUUGCAGGGUAAUGUCUACCUGAACAGCGAUGUCAAGGCAAUACUGGACGAUGUGCAUGUAAAGGCUGAAGGGAAGAACCGAGUCCGUGUCUGGGGCAUCAAGGGCGCUCCUCCACCUCCAACAACAAAACUUGCCGUCUUCUAUGCCGCUGGCUACCAGAGCGAGAUCGUCGUCAAUGCUGCUGGCUACGCCACAGCUGAGAAGUUCGAGCUAUACGAACGAAUGCUCAAGUUUGGGCUCAAGCGGCUUGGCAUACUGGACAAGUUCGAUGUCUUGGAGUUCCAGCGCAUCGGCGUGCCUGAGCCAAAUCCGAAGAGCCAGCUGAGGUCGACGACAUAUCUACGCAUCUUCGCGGAGGCAAGUAAUGCCAACGUAAACCUCGGACUGGCCAGCCUCAUGGGUGAGUUCGCGAUGCAGCACUACUCUGGCUUCCACAGUACUUACGAGACUCGCAACGCUGCUGACCUUUCAUCCUUCGGCCAGACGACACGGGCGAGACUGGGCGACAUCGCGCUUGCACGUAGUGGCGAUAAAGGUGGCAACGCGAACAUCGGCUUCUUUAUCCCGACUCAACUUCCCUCAGCCUAUCCUGCCUCGUCACCACUGUACGCAGAGUCAUGGGACUGGCUGCGUACCUACCUCACGAUUUCAAAGCUUCAGGAGAUGUUUGGCGAGAGUUGGAGCGACAAGUUUUACAUCGAGCGAGUUGAGUUCCCAAACAUCAUGGCGGUGCACUUUGUGGUGUAUGGCGUGCUGGGUAGAGGCGUAAGUGGAAGCAGUAGACUCGACGCUUUUGCGAAGGGGAUGGGUGAUUGGUUAAGAGAUGUUGAGGUCGACGUGCCAGUCAAGCUUUUGGAGGGGCGGAGGAAAACAGCAGGUACGAGUGUGGUGAGCGGUUCCAGGCUGUAA
This is a messenger RNA of Didymella exigua CBS 183.55, 1692 nucleotides long. Its product is annotated as DUF1446-domain-containing protein. The transcript is spliced from 4 exons. The coding region runs from base 1 to 1692 and encodes 563 amino acids. NCBI's taxonomy places the organism in Eukaryota, Fungi, Ascomycota, Dothideomycetes, Pleosporales, Didymellaceae. The record is from RefSeq and is a predicted model, not a curated record.